Messenger RNA from Biomphalaria glabrata, 2361 nucleotides. Its product is annotated as aarF domain-containing protein kinase 1-like. Lineage: Eukaryota; Metazoa; Mollusca; Gastropoda; Planorbidae. The record is from RefSeq and is a predicted model, not a curated record. Gene Ontology annotation, biological process: lipid homeostasis; mitochondrion organization. Gene Ontology annotation, cellular component: mitochondrial inner membrane. The transcript is spliced from 11 exons. Bases 476 to 2152 code for a protein of 558 amino acids.
AUGCUGUCUUAUUAUUCUGUGCAUUCUAGAAAAAGCAUGAAAUGGUGGAAGAAAGUCUUCUUCUGGAUAUUAGAAAUUGCACAGAUUAAUGCCCUCAUCAUUUAUAAUGCCACACAGGUUAUAUGUGACCAGCCUUCAAAAAAACUUUCUUUAAAAAAAUUUAAAGAAACUUUAAUUGAUGGUUUAGUUGAUGCUGCCACUGCACUGGGUGAUGUUCCCAGACAGGUGAAAGUGAAGACUGUUAAAGCUGACAGCGAAAUAGCACCUGGGCCUCAUCUUGUUCAUUAUGAAGAGAAUGAUCGCCCUUGUGUCUAUUGCAAGAGUCAAUCACAACGGAAGCGCACUAGAUUCUUUUGCUCAGGUUGCCCGUCGCAACCUCGGCUCUGUGUGAAACAUUGUUUUCGUCUAUACCAUGAGGAUCAGGCAAAACAAUAGCUUUCGAGUAGUGGCAGUAGCCUCAAUGUAAUGUAAAUAAAUGUAUAUAUAUGUGUGUGUGUGUGUAAAAUGUAAAUAUUAUUCCUAUUUCACUGGAUAUUGUUUUUUUUGCCAAAAAUUAUUUCCAAUUGAAUUACAACUCUACGCGUCUAAGAAUUCCAUGCUGCGGUUAAAAAAACUAAUCAAAAUAGUUCUACUCGGAGGUGUUUCCGGAGGAACAUUCUAUUUAACAUGUGGUAAUGACCUUGACCUUACUUCCUUUGGUGUGGUUAGAUUCGGUCGAGCAGCUCUAGCAGCUGUGUGUAUAGCUGUAGACUACAAACUCUUGUUCUCCAAGUAUGACAAGUCACAUCCAGAGUACAGUCAUGCUCUUCACCAGGUCCAUUUAAAGUCUUCACUACGUCUGAGGAAUAUGUGUUGUAAAAAUGGAGGUGUGUUUAUUAAAGUUGGUCAGCACUUGGGAUCAUUAGACUAUCUUCUCCCAGAAGAAUAUGUUCAAACAAUGAAAGUUCUUCAUAAUCAAGCACCACAGUCAGAUUUGACUUUGUUAAAACAAGUCAUUGAGGAAGACUUGGGCAGAAAGGUUGAAGACAUCUUUGUUGAAUUUGAUCCUAUACCAUUAGGAGCUGCCUCGUUGGCUCAAGUUCACAAGGCCAAGCUGGCUAAUGGGCAAGUAGUAGCUGUAAAAAUACAACAUCCGAAAGUGAAGGCUCGAUCCUAUGUUGAUAUCAAAACUAUGGAGUUUCUUGUUCAUGCUUUGGGCUGGGUUUUUCCAGACUUCAACUAUAUUUGGUUAGCAGAGGAAACCAAGAAAAACUUACCAGUAGAACUUGACUUUUUAAAUGAAGGAAUGAACUGUGAGAGAAUUGGGAAAAUUCUGAGUCCAUUUAAAUUCUUGAAAGUUCCUGCAAUCUACUGGAAUCUCUCAUCCGAUAGAGUCCUGACCAUGGAGUUUUGCGAAGGGGGAAAAGUGGACAAUGUCCAGUAUAUGAAGGAGCACAACAUUUCUGUGAAUCAGAUCACCGAGCGUCUGGGCCAGCUGUACAGUCAGAUGAUAUUUGUAGAAGGCUAUGUCCAUUGUGAUCCACAUCCAGGCAAUGUUUUAGUUCAUCCGACAGACUCUGGACCUCAGAUAAUUUUACUGGACCAUGGACUUUAUCAGACUCUGACUGAUGAUUUUCGAAUGCACUACAGUAAGAUGUGGUUGGCUAUGAUCAAUGCAGACGUGGAAGGCAUGAAGACGCAUGCUACAGCUUUGAACGUUGGGGAUUUGUUUGGUUUGUUUGCAUGCAUGCUGACGGCAAGGUCAUGGAAAUCUCUUACUGAGGGGAUAGAUAAAAAAAAAUUAACACCAGAAGAGAACAUGCAAAUCAAAGAAAGCGUGUCCAAGUACUUGAUGGAUAUUUCAACCAUACUGAACAGGGUUCCUCGACAGAUGUUAUUGCUGUUGAAAACCAAUGAUGUCCUGCGAGGCAUUGAGCAGUCUCUCAAGUCACACCCUGGCUCUGCUUCUUUUAUGAACAUGUCGCGAUGUUGUAUCAAGGCAGUGACUGAUUGGGAGCUGAACUUGUGCCACAGCUGGCAUUGUUACAUUCGUAUCAAACUGUAUCAAAAGAUUCAACUUGCCAGAUUGUCUCUCUAUUCUGUGUACCUGUGGUUUACCUCAUCUACUUUAGCUACUUUGACUAGAAAAUAUUGGUCUCCUGCUGUCAGCUGAUGGCUGUUUUAAUGUAGUUUUGUUAGUCUAUUGUGAGUCAGCUGAUGUCUGUUUUAAUAUAGUUUUGUUAGUCUAUUGUGAGUCAGCUGAUGUCUGUUUUAAUAUAGUUUUGUUAGUCUAUUGUGAGUCAGCUGAUGUCUGUUUUAAUGUAGUUUUGUUAGUCUAUUGUGAUUAAAAGAAUAAUUUAUUAAAAGAAUAUUUCAGCCUGA